This is a messenger RNA of Paramuricea clavata, 1358 nucleotides long. The record is from the annotation of a GenBank genome assembly. NCBI's taxonomy places the organism in Eukaryota, Metazoa, Cnidaria, Anthozoa, Malacalcyonacea, Plexauridae.
GAUAACGAAGUGAAUUCAAACUCGAUAACGUCAGCACCCUUGUCAGAAACCACUCAACGAGCAAGCGAGAAUGGAAACGAAACAACAGGAAGCAAAAAGAAACGAAAAAAGAAGAAAAAAACUAAACGGAAUCAAACCGCUCCGAGCGACGAUGGAGAAAAUAGCGACACGGGAGUGGUUUUGAAACCACUUGCUUGGAAAACACCGCCAGCCUCCUUAAAUGGUUUCCCUGGCAACGGCAGGAAAUUAGAACCAAUCAGGGCUCCCUUGCAUAACAGUGAGUUUUAGUUUAUUUUUAUUUCAUUAACUUUGUCUGCAAGUUUUUACAGGUAACUUUAUUACAGAAAUCAAUUUCGUCUUAAACAGUCAUUCUCUGGAACUCGCCAAGAUCUAAAAAUGACUCGCAAUUCAUGCAAAAAGUUUGUUAAGACAAUUAAGUUUUAACACAUGAUAUACCAGAAACUAAAAAGUUACUAAUUAUAUGACUAUCUAAUUAUCCAAAUUGAAACAAAUGAUGUUACGUUUCUUGUAAGAUUGUAUGCCUUAUUUUCAGGAUUUAUUAGUGAUUGCAGCUAGACGUAUCUUUAAAAAUAUUGCGGUAAUGCUCCUGUAGUAUUCGAAAAAUUUAAUCACCCGAAACAGUAUUUUCUAUGGAAUCUAUCAUCCAUAGAGAAUACUGUUUCGGGUGAUUAAAUUUUUCGAAUACUACAGGAGCAUUGCCGCAAUAUUUUGUACAUAUUGAUGUACAUAUUUUCGUACAUAAUAUGUACAUAUUGAUGGUAAUUGUAAUGUAUUUCUCGUUUUAGAUCUGUACUCCCCAUCAAAUGCUUCUCUUUUUUCCGACGAAGAAGACCAAGAUAAGGUACUGAAUUUCUGAACAUUGAUAUGCAGUUACUGGCUUGUUUUGACGACAUAUUUUGAGCUAGCUUUAUCUGUGCAGGAUAAACUAAACUAACUUUAUUUAUACUGGAUAGCUAUCAGUUCUAAACUGUUCUUCCUAGAGAUUCAGUAAGGAUCAUCUCUUAUUGAUCCAGUGUUACUACAGGAGGGAACCUAAACUAAACUAAAUUUUAUUUAUACUGGAUAGCUCUAUCAGUUCUAAACUGUUCUCCCUGGAAGUCCAGUAAGGAUCAUCUCUUAUUGAUCCAGUGUUACUACAGGAGGGAACCUAAACUAAACUAACUAAGAUGGAUGAGAGUUGAGAAAACUCUCAUGCGUAAUUCUCGCUUGCCAACUCAGCAAUUCGCAUGAGUUGAUCAGUGAUCAAUUUACGUUCUGUUUGUUUACAGUUCAGCAAUGGUCAUAUUCAAUCACGUCGACGAAGACCUAACCAGGAAGAUUGUGACGUCAUAACAUGA